AUGAAGAAACUAAAUAUGUUUAUCAAUAGUGGAGGGCCAAUUAUUGAAGGAGAAAAAUUAUUAGGACAAGUAUCUUUAUUACUAACUUCAAAUCUACGUCGUUCAUUGCAAACCUCCAUUGCUAUAGCAGGAGCUACUAAAAAUUGUAAAAUUUACUGUUUAGAAUCUUUGAGAGAAAUAGGAUUUGGAACUAGUGAUAUUCCUUCUAUGACAAAAGCUGAUAUAAUGAGAGAAUUUCCUGAUAUAGAUGUGUCCCUAUUAUCUGAACAAGAAUCAAAAAUUUUAUUACCAGAAUCCAUUGAUAGUGUUGAUAAUAGGAUUCAACAAUUUUUUAACUUUUUAAAAACUGUUGAAAGAAACAAUAAAGUCUUAUUGAUUUCACAUUUAUAUUUUUUAAAGAAAUUGUUUAAAGAAUGGCCAUGGUGGUAUAUAUCAAAUUUGGGUAUUAUUAUGGCUGUAAUUGAUCUAGAUAAGGAAAAAGUUAUUCAACUUAAAAGGAUAUAA
Messenger RNA from Cryptosporidium muris RN66, 504 nucleotides. RefSeq lists its product as uncharacterized. The transcript has 3 exons. The record is from RefSeq and is a predicted model, not a curated record. Bases 1 to 504 code for a protein of 167 amino acids. NCBI's taxonomy places the organism in Eukaryota, Apicomplexa, Conoidasida, Eucoccidiorida, Cryptosporidiidae.